ACUGACUUCAGUCAGAGAUCGCACCGUCUCGCUGCUUCCCCGGUCCACGCCCUCUUCCCCCUUUCCUCCUUAUCUUCCCUCGAGACGCUGCCGCCGUCGUCAGUCGUUCACCAUGGCAGCCAACAUUCCCCCUUCCGCAGAGACUUUACUCAGCGGUGCCGCCGCUCACCCCCCCAAGACCGCUGAAGAGAUCGCCAGCCAAUAUGAUUUGCUACCCAAGUUGAUCCCCUUCCUCGACCGCCAUCUUGUUUUCCCUCUUCUCGAAUUUAGCUCCGGCCAGGAUGAUGAUAAGGAGACCGUGCGGGCGAAAUAUGAGCUGCUUAAACACACCAACAUGACCGACUAUGUCGCCAACCUGUGGCAGGAAAUCAACAACUCCGAUACCAUUCCCGAUGAGUUUGUCAAGAAGAGGGAGGAGGUUCUCGCUAAGUUGCAACACUACCAGGAGGAGAGCGCCAAGAUCACCGAAUUGCUUCAGGAUGAGGAUGUCGUCGGUAACCUGCGAAGUGACAAGGUUGCCAACUUGAAGUUCCUCGAGGAACAGCACGGCGUUACCACCGAGAUGGUCAACAGCCUUUUCGACUAUGGCCGCUUCCAGUACAGCUGCGGUAGCUACGGUAACGCUGCCGAGCUGCUGUACCAAUUCCGUGUUCUUUCCACCGACAACGACAAGGUUGCCUCGGCCACAUGGGGUAAGCUUGCCUCGGAGAUUUUGACCACCAGCUGGGAGGCUGCCAUGGAGGAGGUCCAGAAGGUUAAGGAGUCGAUCGAAACCCGCCUAUUCAACAACCCAUUGGGUCAGCUCCAGAACCGCUCCUGGUUGAUCCACUGGUCUCUUUUCCCCUUCUUCAACUAUGACCCCGCCCGCGAUGUCCUGACCGACCUUUUCUUUUCCCCUGCCUACAUCAACACCAUUCAGACCCACUGCCCUUGGAUCCUGCGGUACCUUGCUGCCGCUGUUAUCACCAACCGCGGCCGUGCACACAAGAACAGCAGUCUCUAUCAGAAGCAGCUGAAGGACCUCAUCCGGGUUGUCCGCCAGGAGGGCUACGAAUACUCCGACCCCAUCACCGACUUUGUUAAGGCCUUGUACAUCGACUUCGAUUUCGAGGAAGCCCAGAAGAAGCUGGGUGAGGCCGAGGAUGUGUUGCGGAGCGACUUCUUCCUUGUCUCUGCGGCCGAUGCUUUCGUCGAGGCUGCCCGUCACCUUAUCUCUGAGAGCUAUUGCAAGAUCCACCAACGGAUUGAUAUCAAGGAUCUUUCCACUCGUCUCGGCCUGAACCAGGAUGAGGGUGAGAAGUGGAUUGUCAACCUCAUCCGCGACACCAGAGUCGAUGCCAAGAUCGACUAUAAGGAGGGCACAGUGAUUAUGAACCACCCCCCUCAGUCGGUGUACCAGCAGGUUAUUGAGAAGACCAAGGGCGCAUUCUUCCGGACACAAGUUUUGAGCUCGGCCGUCGCAAAAUAAACACACAUUAUGCUAUAAAACAAGAAUUCGUCUUUUACCGUUCUCUUUUUGGUUCUGUUUAUGCUUAGUAUUCCCCCGCGGAUUGCGGGCUUCUUGAGUGAUGGGACCAAGCAGAGUGGCAUCAGGCUGGCGUUCAGGUGGUCCACUUUUCAUGUUCUCUUUCUUUUCCAAUUGUCUUUUAAUCUCUUGCACCGAUCUAGUUGGUUGGCACCUCCUGUCGUGAACCUUUGUUCAGAAAAUAUUUCGAUUGAAAGAAUAUCGAUUAAGUCUUACAUUGCUGGGAGAGCUUAAACAAGCGAAAAGGAGAGAAGGAGAGAAGCGACAGAGAAAAAAAAAAGGGACACUCAAAAAGAAAGAGGGAAAGAAAGGAAGAGCAGUACAGUAUUUCUUCUUCUUUUGCGGAUUGG
Aspergillus pseudonomiae is the source of this 1875-nucleotide messenger RNA. RefSeq names its product eukaryotic translation initiation factor 3 subunit E. Gene Ontology annotation, biological process: translational initiation. Gene Ontology annotation, cellular component: cytoplasm; nucleus; eukaryotic translation initiation factor 3 complex. Lineage: Eukaryota; Fungi; Ascomycota; Eurotiomycetes; Eurotiales; Aspergillaceae. The transcript is spliced from 3 exons. The record is from RefSeq and is a predicted model, not a curated record. Gene Ontology annotation, molecular function: translation initiation factor activity. The coding region runs from base 113 to 1468 and encodes 451 amino acids.